Molecule: messenger RNA, 1521 nt
Organism: Lachancea meyersii CBS 8951
Lineage: Eukaryota; Fungi; Ascomycota; Saccharomycetes; Saccharomycetales; Saccharomycetaceae
Source: the annotation of a GenBank genome assembly
AUGUUCAGGCAGUCGAAGAGGAGGAUUUCCAGUAGGAGGAAUUUCGAUGAUCAAUCAGGUUCCCCAUCGGGCACAUUCAUACUCAGUGGAACAACAUCGGAGGAGGAGAAACAGCUUUACGAUUCUUUGUAUCAGUCCAAAUUGUCCUUCUACAUCUCACCUCCUAAGGGUGAAAUAACAUUAGAGCAAUUUGAGCUCUGGGCUAUCGAUAGACUUAAAGUUCUUCUCGAGGUCGAGUCGUGCAUUCAAAGAAACAAAUCUGCCAAAGAAAUGGAAUUGAUUAUUAAACCACUUCUACAAAAGCUACUGCCCUUUACGACAGAUGAUCUUGAAAGUCGUAAAAAGGACUACUACUCCCAUUUUAUCUUGAGGCUAUGUUUUUGUCGGUCUAAAGAACUUCGUGAUAAAUUCGUCAGAUCUGAGACUACCUUGCUGAGACUUCGCUUCAACAUGUUGACGUCACAAGACCAGGCUCAGUUUGUGAAAACACUGGAUCUUCCUUUUCUUCAGUUCAUCUCGGAUCAGGAAAAAGAAGAGCUCUCUACGGAGCUUUACCAGACUGUUUCCAGUGCCCUACAAUUUCAACUCAAUCUGACCGAUGAAACGCAACGGCGCAACUAUUUUAACCAGGAAAAGUUUAUCAAACUGCCGUUCGAGUCUGUUGCCGACCUAGUCGGCAGCAGGCAAGUGUUCAUCAAAAAAGGGUUCGCCUAUCUCCCUCAGUUCCAGCAACUCAAUCACAUCGCCAACGAAUUUUCUAAUAUGUUGUCUACAGCGUUAAUCAAGACAUCCCAAAACAUUCCACGUCUAAACGAAGAUGAUCGCCUGCUGCCUAUUCUACAUCAUUUAUCUUCUGGAUAUGAUGCGUCCAACUUUUUGCAACAAGAUCAAUACGGACAAGCUUCACAAGGAGAAGUCAAUUCAACUAGCGUCUACUCCGCCAAAAUUGUAGAAAACUUUCCUCUUUGUGCUAAAAAUCUAAUAAAUGGACUGAGGACCACUCACCAUUUGCGGUAUCAGGCUCGUCAGCAAUUGUCGUUCUUUUUGAAAGGUAUUGGGAUGAGCGUUGAUGACGCGUUGCAAUUUUGGUCUGAUGCUUUUUCCGGCGGUGGUAUUACGACAGAAAAGUUCAACAAAGAAUACAGAUACAACUUCAGGCAUAAUUACGGUUUGGAAGGUAACAGAAUCAAUUACAAGCCCUGGGAUUGUCGAACUAUUCUUUCAAAGCCCAGACCCUCGAGGGGGGAGUUUCACGGAUGCCCUUACAGAGAUUGGAAUGUUGAAAAGCUGACGCUUGAGUUAUCGCAGGGAAUGAAUCUGACUCCAGUUCAGGUAACAAGUGUCUUGGAUAAUGUACAACGAACAGAAUAUACAGUAGCGUGCACUAAAGUAUUCGAGAUGACACAUGGUGGAUCCACUAAUGUGGAGGUCAAUGAUCAGACGCAUAUCUCGCACCCAAACCUUUACUACGAAAGAUCACGGCAACUACAAAAAAAAUCAGAAAGCACGUCCUCACAAUGA